CCUAUCACAUGUGUGAGUAGAUUGAUAGCAUAUAAUCGUAUGUUUCUGUGGGUGACAGUGGUGUAUGUAGAUAGCUUCUGGCCCCUGACACCAUUGUAUCUAUAACGUACUUGCAAUGAUUGUAGGCAUUUUUUUGUUUUAUUUUGUUAUAUUGUAUGUUUUCUCAUAAUUUUUUCUAUACUGUCCUUAAGUACUUAUGUUUUAUAUAUUAUUGGAAUUAUGUUCUGUACCAAUUGAUUAUUAUAUUGAUAUUUUAUUUAUUAUUCUAAAGUAGGCCUGCUGAUUGAUAUUUACUGGUAGUGAUGUCACUGAUACUGUAAAUCAUCUUGGGAUGCUGGUACUUUUAUGUUACUUUGUUACAUUUGAUUUCUUGCAGGAUGUUUGUGAAUUUCUUUGCAGGCCUCUGGUCAUGACUCCUACUACUUUACUUACACACUUAAAGCAUUGCAUCCACUGGCCAUGUCUACUGUACCCCCCUCCAUAUCUCAUGCCCGUUGACAUGAAAAGGAUACAUGAGUGUGCCUCCUUAGUUCAGGUCCCUGGCACUAUUCCUUGCUUCCCUGUGGCCCAGGCUGUCUGUUAGGAGUUCCUCAUUCUGGCUAUCACCCUUGUUCUCAAAGGGAAUAAGCUUGGGCGACAGAGGAAGUUUCCAGCUGCCCCUUCUGCUGGUCCUACUUAUAGGUCAGCACCAAGUGUGUGGUCCUUUCUGGGCAAGAGAUCCUGUUGUGGAGAUUCCUGAGGCUGAGACGAUUCUCAUUUGGGAUGUCCCUCUAUCUCAAGUGCCAUUGGGGGCUUGGCUGUGACAGUGCUGGAGGAAGUUGGGGGAGAUGGGGGCAGGGGAAUGAGUAGUGAAGAUCUGUGCUUUGGAUUUACUCUGUCCUUUCUUUGCCCUUCUCCUUUGUCAAGAAUACCUAUAGCAUUCCCCACAUACAGAGAAGGGUCAGUGUAACAUUGACUCUUCUUGUGGAGAAAGUGUUGGAAGGUUGUACUGUAAGAGUUUUAGUCUCACUGGACAUACAGGUUUUGGAGUGUUGAUCAGGGAGUGAAAAGUACAUGCAGGCUGGGUCAUCCUUCCUCCUAUACUUGGGAUUCUGUUUAGCAAUAAUUGAUAAUCAUGGAUAUUUGUAUGUGAUAAUAAGUAAGAUUUUUAAAGGGAAACUUAUUUUAUCUACAUAUUUAUAACUACUAAUUAUAUAUAGUUGUCCUCCCUCUCCUCCAUGACCCUUUUUACAAGAGGUGAAGGAGGGAUUGGGGUCAUGGUGUCCUGCCUGUGGCUGGAUGCACAUGUGCAAGAUGGGGUCAGUUCACAGGUGAAGGAGAAUGAAAAUGCAAGAACUGAGGAAGAUGUUUGCAUCAUAUGGUCCCCUUCACCGAGUGACGGCCAGGAGAGGUGGUCUUGGUUGUGGAGCAGAAGGGGAUAAUGUGUGGUAUGGUUAUGUGGCAUAUUUCUCAGCUUUUGAUGCUGAAGAGGUCUUAAAACAAAGUGGCAAGAUGGUCAUUGGUGGAAGCAGGAUAAAACUCAAGAAAAAGUAUAAAUCAGAUGACUUUGGAAGCCAAGCUCUUUCCCUCCAUAAAUCUCAAGAACUACUCAUACAUUACUUUGGGUUCAACUGCUGGACCUCUGAGAUUGUUUAUCUUGAAAGAGAUAAUGAUGAAGAACGAAAAGACUCAGUGCGAUAUGUGUGUCUGGUGCGGGUCAGAAUGCCGAGGGAAGGGCUGUGCAGCGAGGGGAUUGGCUUGGGUGAGGUACCAUGCACCACACAAUCCCCACAAGGCAGAGGACAGUCUGUGGCAUGUGCACGAAGGUUUGCUUUCAAUUCAGCAAUGAAAGCAGCAUUUGGAAAAUUUGUUAUUAUAAAGCUGAGGAAUGGCAAAGUGACGGUGGAAGUUGACACAACACAGACAGACCUGCAGAUGUAUGACCCGUCAUGGGACAGGACUGAGGUGGAGGUGAAUGACAUUGAUCAUGAUCCAGAGGAGGAGGACAGUGAUGAGGAGUUUGCACUGCUUCAGGAUAUUGAUGAUGAGGAACUAGGAGCUUUACUUGACAUAACCAUCAGUAAAGAUGCAUAGUACAUCAUGGAGUGUGAGAACCAACACUUGUGGUACAAAAAUCCCUUUGUGGCUGAUGCAGCGAGGAGGGCUGGGUAAUGACUGGUGGACACUGUAGCAGCGAGGAGGGUUGGGCGGUGACUGGUGGACGCUGUGCUGGUGAGAACACGUCCAUCCUUCAGGUGUCGUCGGAAUAAGAUAGGUAGUUAGAGUUUCACUUGUGUUGUCUGUUGUCAUGUCCUAGCCGCAGCCCUGUAAGCAACCCACAGUACUGUACCUGUUGUCUGUUCACGAUUACCUUAGGAACAGUUAAUAUUAAGGGUCCUGCUUUUUAUAUCGUAACUUUAAACACUUAUUUUUAUACGAAUAUAACUUUUAUCAACAUUUCUUAGCACAUGCAAGGUUUUUACGGAUGCAUAUUUUUGUAGUUUUCUUUAUAUGUACAUUUUUUGUGUUUGAGGAGGUGACAAGAAACACAAGAAACUAGUCGGGAAUAAACUCACCUCCCAACACCUGUGUUUCUUGUCACCACCUCUAACUUGUUUGAAUGUCCGAACAUUCUUGUGUUUAUCAUUAUAUAAAAGACUUUUAAGGAAGUGAUAUAUAAAAGAUUUUAGUGUUUAUCAUUAUAUAAAAGACUUUUAAGGAAGUGAUAUAUAAAAGAUUUUAAGGAAGUGACAUCUGUCCGAUUUAGAGUUUAAAAUAUUUGUAAAAAUUAAUAAUAACAGAACUGCUACA
Messenger RNA from Scylla paramamosain (green mud crab), 2790 nucleotides. RefSeq names its product RAD52 motif-containing protein 1-like. The transcript has 7 exons. Bases 1321 to 2073 code for a protein of 250 amino acids. The record is from RefSeq and is a predicted model, not a curated record. NCBI's taxonomy places the organism in Eukaryota, Metazoa, Arthropoda, Malacostraca, Decapoda, Portunidae. Gene Ontology annotation, cellular component: nucleolus. Gene Ontology annotation, molecular function: RNA binding.